Messenger RNA from Arabidopsis arenosa, 1586 nucleotides. The record is from the annotation of a GenBank genome assembly. NCBI's taxonomy places the organism in Eukaryota, Viridiplantae, Streptophyta, Magnoliopsida, Brassicales, Brassicaceae.
AGUUAUUCCAAUCUCCAAAGUUCAAAAUUCAAAUUCUCGCUCUCUUCUCUCUAGCAAUGGCGCUUUCUUCAGCUUUCAAGGAGAGACUAGAUCAAAUGGAGUUCACCAGAAACCAACGACUCGAUCUUCUUCAGGCGGAGAAAGAGUUACAAGUGAACAAAUCAAAGAUUUUAGCAUCGAAGCACGCAAGUAUACAAUCCAUAGAACGCAGAUGUUUGAUGCUAGACCAGAAAAUCGCUGCACAAAACCUCAAGAUCACAGUUCUCAGGUCUAACAUCGAAGAUCUCGAUUCCAAAUACCACGGCUCUAUACAACAAUUGAGGAGCCUGAAGAGUGAGGUUGAGGAGCUGAGAGAGUUAGACGAAGAGAGGGAGAAGUAUUACAAGGUGAAAUGUUCAGAGAUGAAUGAGUUUAUGCAAAAUGUUGAGAGGUUUAGAUCGGAGAACCGGUUACAAAUCGAGAACCUGAGAAACCGAAUCAAAGAGUGUAGAGAGAAGAAGAAGAAGAAGAUGAGAGUGAAGAGGCAGAAGAAAAACAGGAGAACCGUGAGAUUCUUCACGGUCUGUUAUGGAUUCCGACAACCCUACAAAGUCCUUUGCGACGGCACUUUCGUCCACCAUCUUGUUUCUAAUGAGAUCACUCCCGCCGACACUGCUAUCUCCGAACUCCUCGGAGGUCCCGUCAAGCUCUUCACCACCAGAUGUGUGAUUGCGGAGCUGGAGAAAUUGGGGAAAGAUUUUGCGGAAUCUCUUGAAGCUGCUCAGAUGCUUAGUACAGCAACAUGUGAGCACGAGGAGGCAAAAGCAGCAGAUGAGUGUUUGUCAGAGGUGAUAGGGGUGAAAAAUUCUGAGCAUUUCUUUCUCGGUACUCAGGACGCUGAGUUUAGGAGAAAGCUUCAGCAGGAGUCUAUCGUUCCUCUUGUGUUUGGUUUAAGGAACAUACUGCUGAUCGAUCAACCUUCUGAUUUCCAACGUCAGACCGCCAAAGACUCUGAAAAUAAGCGCUUAACUAUGACUGAUACAGAAAAAAAGUUGUUGGUGAAACGGACUGCGAAAAUCAUAGCUUCUAAUAGAGAAAAAGGAACAAUUGAAAAUGAAGAAUGGGGAAUGCCUAGAGUAGUUUCUACAAGAAAUGGACUUGGUGUGAAGGAUAGACCUCAGUUCAAGCGAAAUAGAGCCAAGGGUCCAAACCCACUUUCAUGCAUGAAGAAAAAGAAGGAGAACAAUACAGAGAAACCUCAAUCCAAAUCCAAAGCCAAUUCUAACUCUGGUGCACACAAGGAAAAGAAAGAAGGCGAGAGCGAUACAAAAAAGAGGUCAAGAAAACGGUCAAAAAAAGGAAUGUCUGGUCCGGAGAGAACCGAGUGAAAACUGUUAUUUCUUAUCUAACACUUCUUGAACCGUUUACUUUUUCUACUGCAUACAAAAAUUUUGGUCACCAAUCAGACUAGAGCUUUAGUCACAUUGCUGUUACUCUCUCAUUUUAUUUCACGCAAAGGCGACCAGAGUAACAGAGACCAAGAAGCAACUUAAAAGAAGAAAAAAAAACAAUCCCCAAAGAUAUGAAAAUAAUACGCUGAAACUGAG